UCUCUUCCGUCGUUUCCUAAGUCCCUCAUUGAGUUGUUUCUCUCUUUUUCAUCCAUACAAACAAAAAUAAGAGAAGAGAUCUUUUGAGAAAACAAUCCUCUGUUUCUCUCUCGGCUCUGUAAUCCAAAACCCACCAUCAAAAACCUUCUCUUUCGUUCUCUCUUCUUGCCCCCCAUUGAUUUUGAGUUAGACCAAACCUUGUUUGCGUGUUUGUUUCUUCUGCAUGUCCUAGUUGAUCAUACAUCUGACGUUUGGUUUUGUCUUUUUAAUAUGUUAAAUUGAGAAUAUUUGACCUUAAUAUAUAUUAGUGGUUAACGAGUCGUUUUCUUAAGGUUUACUUUUUCUUAUUUGUCAAAGUUUAGAUUUUCUCACGCUUCACAACUAUUGAAAGUUUCAUUCCUUGUUGGUUUUUUAGAGCAUUGUUGCAUGAUCUUUGAUAAGUUUGGUGUGAUUCAUAGUUUCUUAUAAAAAAAAUCUAGACUGCUUUCAUUGUUUAACCUAGAAAUCUAUAACUUCUUUGUGGUUUCAAUUCAUUAGUAAUCUGAAAAAAGAAAAAAGAAAAACUUGAUUUCAUGAUGAUGAUGAAAAGAUUGAAGCUUUGAGUCAGAAUCUUGGUUUUUUUGAAAGUUGUGUGAUUUGAUUUGCCUUGUUGAAAAAGAUUUGGUUUCGGAUUCUAAGACAUGGACAAGAAGUCAGAAGAAGAUGGGAGUAACAUCAAGAAAGACAAGAUCUUUCGAGCUGAUAAGAUUGAUUUGAAGAGUUUAGAUAGACAGCUUGAGAAACAUCUGAGUAGGGUUUGGUCGAGGAAUCUUGAGGCCAAUCCUAAAGCUAAGGAAGAAUGGGAGAUUGAUUUGGCUAAGUUGGAAACAAGUAAUGUUAUUGCUCGUGGUACUUAUGGUACUGUCUACAAAGGCACUUAUGAUGGACAAGAUGUUGCAGUGAAGGUGCUUGAUUGGGAAGAUGAAUCAUCGACCAAGACCGCUACAAACCGAGCUUUGUUCCGUCAAGAGGUCUCUGUUUGGCACAAACUCAACCAUCCAAAUGUCACAAAGUUUGUUGGAGCGUCAAUGGGAACAACGAAUCUUAAAAUACCAUCAGCUGAUUCAAAAUACUCGUUCCCUCAACAAGCGUGUUGUGUGGUUGUGGAGUAUCUCUCUGGUGGUACGCUGAAGCAACACUUGAUUCGUCAUAAGAAGAAGAAACUCGCUUUCAAAGCUGUUAUCAAACUCGCUCUUGAUCUCGCCCGAGGGCUAAGCUAUUUGCACUCAGAGAAGAUUGUGCAUCGCGAUGUGAAAACAGAGAAUAUGCUAUUGGAUGCUCACAAGAAUUUGAAAAUAGCUGAUUUUGGAGUAGCGCGAGUGGAAGCUCUUAAUCCAAAAGACAUGACAGGAGAAACCGGUACUCUUGGAUACAUGGCUCCUGAGGUCAUUGAUGGUAAGCCAUACAACAGAAGGUGCGAUGUUUACAGCUUUGGGAUAUGUUUAUGGGAAAUCUACUGCUGCGAUAUGCCUUAUCCCUAUCUUAGCUUUGUCGAUGUCUCUUCCGCGGUUGUCUUACAUAAUCUGAGACCGGAGAUACCGAGAUGCUGUCCGACGGCAUUGGCUAGCAUAAUGAAGACAUGUUGGGAUGCGAAUCCGCAGAACAGACCGGAGAUGAAGGAUGUAGUGAGUAGGCUUGAAGAUAUUGAUACUAGUAAAGGUGGGGGAAUGAUACCUGAAGAUCAGAGUCCGGGAUGUUUCUGCUUUGCUCCUCGUGGACCUUGAAUUUUCACUUUCUACUUAUAUUUUGGUUGUCUUGUCUUGUUUUUUUAUCGACAUUAAAACCGAAUGCCAUUUUUAUCUUAAUUCUUCUCUAAGAAACGUCUUUCAACACUAUUCGUUGUGACUUGUGAAUACUCAAGAUUGUGAAUAGUUUUGUUUUUUUUUU
Molecule: messenger RNA, 1926 nt
Organism: Capsella rubella
Lineage: Eukaryota; Viridiplantae; Streptophyta; Magnoliopsida; Brassicales; Brassicaceae
Product: serine/threonine-protein kinase STY17
Exons: 6
Coding region: 681-1763 (360 amino acids)
Biological process (GO): protein phosphorylation
Cellular component (GO): plasma membrane
Molecular function (GO): protein kinase activity; ATP binding
Source: RefSeq, a predicted model, not a curated record